This is a messenger RNA of Trichechus manatus latirostris (Florida manatee), 4323 nucleotides long. It is a transcript of the gene TNN, whose product is annotated as tenascin N. The record is from RefSeq and is a predicted model, not a curated record. Gene Ontology annotation, biological process: regulation of cell adhesion. NCBI's taxonomy places the organism in Eukaryota, Metazoa, Chordata, Mammalia, Sirenia, Trichechidae. Gene Ontology annotation, molecular function: protein binding. Bases 1 to 3894 code for a protein of 1297 amino acids. Gene Ontology annotation, cellular component: perisynaptic extracellular matrix. The transcript has 18 exons.
AUGGGUCUCCAGGUUAUGAUCUGCUUCCCCCUGGGGCUCCUACUUGGCUCCGUACUCCUGGCAGCCUCAGCCCCGGCCACUCCUGAGUCCCAGGGCUGCAGCAACAAGGAGCAACAGGUCACUGUCAGCCACACCUACAAGAUUGACGUGCCCAAGUCUGCCCUGGUCCAAGUGCAGGCUGAACCUCAGCCCCUCGGGGAUGAUGGGGCCUCGCUUCUGGCUCCAGAGGAGGCCGGAGAGGAACAGAACAUCAUCUUCAGGCACAACAUCCGCCUUCAGAUGCCACAGAAGGACUGCGAGCUGGCAUGCAGUGUCCAGGACCUAGUGGCCCGAGUGAAGAAGCUGGAGGAAGAGAUGGUGGAGAUGAAGGUGCAGUGUAGUGUCCAGCACUGCUGCCAAGGCGCUGCUGAUCUGAGCCGCCACUGCAGCGGCCACGGGACCUUCUCCCUGGCGACCUGCAGCUGCCGCUGUGAGCAAGGCUGGGAGGGCGCCGAGUGCGAGCGGCCCGCCUGCCCCGGGGCCUGCAGCGGCCACGGGCGAUGCGUGGACGGGCGCUGCCUCUGCGAUGAUCCCUACGUUGGGGCCGACUGCGGCUACCCCACCUGCCCCGAGAACUGCAGCGGACACGGCGUGUGCGUGCGGGGCGUUUGCCAGUGCCGCGAGGACUUCAUCUCGGAGGACUGCAGCGAGCGGCGGUGUCCCGGCGACUGCAGCGGCCACGGCUUUUGCGACGCGGGAGAGUGUUACUGCGAGGAGGGCUUCACAGGCCUCGACUGUGCCCAGGUGGUCUCCCCCCAGGGCCUGCAGCUGCUCAGGAGCACUGAGGAAUCCCUGCUAGUGAGCUGGGAGCCCUCUGGGGAUGUGGAUCACUACCUCCUCAGCUACUACCCCAUGGGGAAGGAACUUCCUGUGAAGAAGAUCCAAGUGCCCAAGGAGCAGAACAGCUAUGAGAUGCACGGUUUGCUGCCUGGAACCAAGUACAUAGUCACCCUGCACAAUGUGAAGAAGGAGGUUUCCAGCAGCCCACAGCAUCUACUCGCCACCACAGACCUUGCUGUGGCUGGCACUGCCUGGGUGACCGACGAGACGGAGAACUCCCUGGAUGUGGAGUGGGAGAACCCCCCAACUAAGGUUGAUUACUACAAACUGCGGUACGGCCCCCUGACAGGACAGGAGGUGGCUGAGGUCACUGUGCCCAAGAGCAAUGACCCCAAGAGCCGAUAUGACAUCACAGGUCUGCAUCCUGGGACUGAGUAUAAGAUCACCGUUGUCCCCAUGAGAGGAGAACUGGAGGGCAAACCAAUUCUCCUGAAUGGCAGGACAGAAAUUGAUGGCCCAACCAAUGUGGUCACAGAUCGAGUGACAGAAGGCACAGCGGCAGUCUCCUGGGACCCUGUGCAGGCCGUCAUAGACAAGUACGUAGUACGUUACACUUCCCCCGACGGGGAUGCCAAGGAGACAGCAGUGCACAAGGACCAGAGCAGCACCAUACUGACAGGCCUGAAGCCAGGAGAGAAGUACGAAGUUCACGUUUGGGCUGAGAGGGGCAACCAGGAGAGCAAGAAAGGCAACACCAAGGCCCUCACAGAAAUUGACAGCCCCAAAAAUCUAGUGAUAGACCGGGUAACGGAGAACACAGCUUCCAUCUCCUGGGACCCAGUGCAGGCUGCCAUCGACAAGUAUGUGGUACGCUACACCUCUGCGGACGGAGAGACCAAAGAGGUUCUGGUGGGGAAGGAUCAGAGCAGCACGGAGCUCACGGGCCUGAGGCCAGGUGUAGAAUACAAGGUGUACGUGUGGGCCCAGAAGGGGAACCGUGAGAGCAAGAAGGCUGACACCAAGGCCCCAACAGAAAUUGACAGCCCCAAAAAUCUGGUGAUGGACCGGGUGACGGAGAACACGGCUACUGUCUCCUGGGACCCAGUGCAGGCUGCCAUUGACCAGUACAUGGUGCGCUACAUCUCUGCGGAUGGAGAGACCAAGGAGGUUCUGGUGGGGAAGGAUCAUAGCAGCACGGAGCUGACGGGCCUCAGGCCGGGCAUGGAAUACAAGGUGUACGUUUGGGCCCAGAAGGGGAGCCAUGAGAGCAAGAAGGCUGACACCAAGGCCCCAACAGACAUUGACAGCCCCCGAAACCUGGUGACAGACAGGGUGACAGAGAACACGGCCACCAUCUCCUGGGACCCAGUGCAGGCUGUCAUUGACAGGUACAUGGUGAGCUACACCUCUGCCGAUGGAGAGACUAAGGAGGUUCCAGUGGGGAAGGAUCAGAACAGCACGGAGCUGACGGACCUGAGGCCAGGUGUGGAGUACACAGUGAAGGUGUGGGCCCAGAAGGGGAGCCAAGAGAGCAAGAAAGCUGACACCAAGGCCCCAACAGACAUUGACAGCCCCAAAAACCUGGUGAUGGACCGGGUGACAGAGAACACGGCCACAGUCUCCUGGGAUCCAGUGCAGGCUGUCAUUGACAGGUACAUUGUGCAGUACACCUCUGUAGACGGAGAGACCAAGGAGGUCCCGGUGAGGAAGGAUCAGAGCAGCACGGUACUAACGGGCCUGAGGCCAGGUGUGGAGUACAGUGUGUACGUGUGGGCCCAGAAGGGGAGCCAGGAGAGCAAGAAAGCUGACACUAAGGCCCCAACAGACAUUGAUAGCCCCAAAAACCUGGUGACAGACCAACUGACAGAGAACACAGCCACCAUUUCCUGGGACCCGGUGCAGGCUGUCAUUGACAGGUACAUGGUGCGCUACACCUCUGCCGAUGGAGAGACCAAGGAGGUUCCGGUAGGGAAGGAUGAGAGCAGCACGGAGCUGACGGGCCUGAGGCCAGGCAUGGAGUACAUGGUAUAUGUGUGGGCCCAGAAGGGGAGCCGGGAGAGCAAGAAAGCCAACACCAAGGCCCCAACAGAAAUCGACCCUCCCAAAAACUUUCAUCCAUCCAAUGUAACACAGUCUAGUGGGAUAUUGACCUGGACACCUCCCUCUGCUCAGAUUGAUGGCUACAUUCUGACCUACCACUUCCCAGAUGGCACUGUUAAGGCGGCACAGCUUGGACGAUGGGACCAGAGGUUUGAGUCACAAGGCCUUCAACAAGGUGUCACCUACCCUGUUUCCUUGGUUGCCUUUAAGGGUGAUCGCCGGAGCAAGAAUGUAUCAACCACCCUGUCCACAGUUGGUGCCCGUUUUCCACACCCUUUGGACUGUAGUCAAGUUCAACAGAACAGCAACGUCGCCAGUGGCCUGUACACCAUCUACCUGCAUGGCGAUGCCAGCCGGCCUCUGCAGGUGUACUGUGAUAUGGAAACCGAUGGAGGUGGCUGGAUUGUCUUCCAGAGGCGGAACAGUGGGCAGCUGGAUUUCUUCAAGCGUUGGCGGACCUACGUGGAAGGCUUUGGGGACCCCAUGAAGGAGUUCUGGCUUGGACUUGACAAGCUGCACAAUCUCACCACUGGCUCUUCUUCCCGGUAUGAGGUGAGAGUGGAUUUACAGACUGCCAAUGAUUCUGCCUAUGCUGUAUAUGAUUUCUUCCAAGUGGCCUCCAGCAAGGAGCGGUAUAAGUUAACCGUUGGGAAAUACAGAGGCACAGCAGGGGAUGCUCUUAGUUACCACAAUGGCUGGAAGUUUACAACUUUUGACAGAGACAAUGAUAUUGCCCUCAGCAACUGUGCCCUGACACAUCAUGGUGGCUGGUGGUACAAGAACUGCCACUUGGCCAACCCUAAUGGCAGAUAUGGGGAGACAAAGCACAGUGAGGGGGUAAACUGGGAGCCAUGGAAAGGACAUGAAUUCUCUAUUCCUUACGUGGAGUUGAAAAUCCGCCCUCAUGGCUACAGCAGGGAGCCUGUCCCGGGCAGAAAGAAGCGGACGCUAGGAGGAAAGACAAGAACAUUCUGAUGGCCUGUUUGAGCAAUCGCUGCAUGAGACAAGACCAGCCCAGGUUGGGGCAUGCAAGCCUGGGCUGGGGCGGACAGUGGCAACUGGCCAAUGACAGUUUGAGGGAUCCUCAUAGCCUCUAGUUUCUGAGAUUGAUGGAUAACCUGCAGGGCCUGUGUGAUUCAAAGCAUGUCACCAAGCUUCAAGUUAUAGAGGUCCCUUCCCUGCCACCUGCUUUAUUGCCCAUGUGAUAUUAUCUAUAGUGGAGGUCCGAACAUCAACAAAACAGUAGUUGCACAGUGUGCAUAGGUAGGACAGUACUGGAAGUGCAUGGUUUCUCAGCCUAUCUCCAGUAACAGAUACACUUGAUUAGGGCAAAAGGGGAUCGUCCAGCACUUCACAAUUAGAAAGUUCUAGAAAAAAAAUUUUUUUUUUUUUUUUUUUAGAAGC